CGUCAUCCUCGGAAGAGAACCGUGGCUCUCAGCCAGCUCAUGCCACGCAAAUCCACAAGUCGCGCUUUGUGUUUGUUUAGUGGAAGCUGCGAUGAAAAACUACAAAACGCCAGAUAUUGUAUCAGAAACACCCCGUGAUCGGUUUCGAACACCUCGGCGACCAAGUCCUCAGUCAUCUUCCAAGACCUCGAAGAGCACUACGUCGAAGAGAACAGUGUCUCCAGGGUUGUCAACAUCUGGGCGACCCCGGAAAAGAGCAUCCCUACCGAGUUCCUAUCACGGACAAUCAACUCUCACACAGAUCGAUUUCGUGACCCAAACUCCACAUCCGGACGAUGACGAGCUCGACUAUAUUGAUAAUACUGUAGGAGGCGGAGAUGCACAUAAGCUUGCCCAGCCAGUGCAGGUAGAUGAUGAUCUCAGCGAAGAUACCGAAUAUCGACCAUCGUUGCCCGCUCGAUCGGGCCUUUCUACACUCGGGAUGAACGACGACCAUCCCAAACGGCGAAGAAAGAGCGCAGUCGCUCAACGAGCUCCCCUACGCAAGAGCCAAACUCCUAGGCAGGGCAAUGUCAGAGGAAAGCGAAAGUCGACAGACAAGCCGCCAGCAAAGCGCGACAAAACACUCACACAAAUGGAUUUCGUGCGACGCUAUAUUACGAUUGAUGAUGACGACGAUAAUGACGCGAACAUGGGGUAUUUACCGCCUCCAUGCGAAACGGACUCGAAAGAGAAUGUUCAGCAAACAAAUACAACAAAAAAGAAGGAAUUGGAACCGGAAGCUCCUCUGUCCUCCACGAAGCGCACCCACAGAGUUCUUGAAGCUGAAGUAGACCUGUCUACGGGUGAACCUAUAUCCCAGUCCGAUGAAACCCAAAGUCUCAAAGAACCUGACCUUCAACGCCAAUCCAAAACAGAGAAUCCAAUCACCCCCCGAAAACCGAGGAGACUCGAGAUUCCAUCAUCGCAGUCACCGGAAAGUCCAGGGUUGGCAAUCAUUACCUCGUCUCAGUUUCGCAGUGCAACUCGGUCACCUCAGAAAAAGGCACGGUUGAGCUUCGUCAAUUCUGAAAUUUCUAUCAAGGAAGAAGAAGCUCUAGGCGUACCAGGGAUGGCCGAGGAGCCAUCCAAUCAAGACGAUACGAUGGAAAACCAGACACCCACACAAAACCGAGCUAUAAGCCGCAAUUCUCCUGACCCAGAUUUACCAUCGUCCAAACACAAUACAUUGUCGACUGUGUCAAAAGUCACGGUGAAAUCACCGCCAACUGAUGAUGAACCCCUACCGGGGCGUACCCAACGUGAAAGGACAGUGAUCUAUGAAACCGAUGCAGAGUCGGACAAUGAUGACCUGGAGGGUGACAUUGAGGAUGGCCUCGAUACUCCAACUCGACCUCGUGGCCCGCUAUUGGAAAACUUGGACGAGGGCCACGGUGAACCACAAUCGCCGUGUGAUGACUCUCAAGAUCUUCCCUUGCCCAGCGCCCACACAUAUGGCGACCCAGACUCAGCACCUCCCUCCGAAGCGCCGAUGUCAGAUGCAUCGAUGUUUUACCGAAGAGUGCAGCCCGCAACUCAAUUCCCGCACGAGCCUAUCCCGGCGCUGAACACCCAAAAGUUGUCCGAGCUAUUUCCAAAUGAAGGAAGCACACAAUACCCUCGCCAAGGGCCUACGCGUGGUUCACUGCAGCUUGCUCUUCCUUCGUCCCUAACUCAAACGCAAAGCCAAGGAACAGACCAGAUUGAACUUGUGCCCGAGUCCUCGCCCGCCCGGGAUAAUGAAAACAGCAUGGACCGUGAUAAGGAUGUCAUUCAACGACCUCGACCCCCUGGGUCGGUGGUCCAAGUCGAAUCAUCUCAGCCAGUUGAUCGUGGUCAUCAUGGACCGGGUGGAAUAUUAUCACGCAGUCAGCUUCUGAAUUCUAGUGUUAUGGAGAGCAUUCCUAUGCCCAACUUUUGGAUAGGGAGCCAAGAUAGUGUGGGAGAACCUUAUAGUUUACCUGAAUAGUGAUAUUCUUAGAUACCCAUAAAUUUACGAACUUGAAUAUAGCGUCCGUCGUUUCAAUUCUUUGUAACAAAACCUGCAGAGGGGUCUCUUUGUAGCUGGCCUUGAUUGUCUGAUUCGG
Messenger RNA from Penicillium brasilianum, 2126 nucleotides. The record is from the annotation of a GenBank genome assembly. Lineage: Eukaryota; Fungi; Ascomycota; Eurotiomycetes; Eurotiales; Aspergillaceae.